Molecule: messenger RNA, 996 nt
Organism: Mesitornis unicolor (brown roatelo)
Lineage: Eukaryota; Metazoa; Chordata; Aves; Mesitornithiformes; Mesitornithidae
Gene: GINM1
Product: glycoprotein integral membrane 1
Exons: 7
Coding region: 20-877 (285 amino acids)
Source: RefSeq, a predicted model, not a curated record
GAUCAGAGUCAAUGUUACGAUGUUGAAAGCCAAUGGAGAAUUUCACAAAGGACAGGUGCUUUUUAAUAUCACCUAUGUUAAUGGACAGGUAUAUCUAAAUGAUUUUCCUAUGAAAAGCGGGGUUGCGCACAUAACCUGUCAAACAGUAAUAUUGGAAAUAGGAAACUCGGGCAGUUCACCAGAUCAGCAGCGCCUGGCAACCGUCAGUGUCCGCAUCAUGGUUCACGAGUGGCCUUUGGCAUCCAGUUCUGAUUUGCAGCUGAUUGUCAUUCAGGAAGAAGUGACAGACAUUGAUGGAAAACAGGUAGAAAAAAAAUCCCAACAUUCUGCUUUGACAGAAAUAGAUAUUUUAGUGAAGGACCUGAGAGUACUUAGGCAUUCAAACUACAGUGUCCCUUUGAAAGAGAGCAUGCUGUACUCUAUCCCAAGGGACAACGAUGUGUUAUUUACACUUCCCAACCUCUCAGGAAAAGAUAUUCAAGAUCCACUGCAGACUACCAGUCAGUACCUCAUCCGGCAAGUAGAAACGACAGUAGAUGAAGAGACAUUACCUGGCAAGUUACCAGAGACCCCUCUUAGGAUAGAGCCUCCAUCCUCUUACAAGGUGAUGUGCCAGUGGGUGGAAGACUUGAGAAAAGGGUUGUGCAGAUUCUGGUUUCAGUCUUUACCUAUCUUCUUUAGUUUGAUGCAAGUCAUUGUACUUGGAGUUGUUGGAGCAGCUUUUAUUCUCAAAGUCUUAAAGUUUAUAUUCCCUUCCUGUGAAAACAAAGGCAUCCUGCUCCUGGAUCAAGUCAGCUUUGUACCUGUGAUUACCAUCAGCUUGCCUUCAGACCUUCCAGACAGGAAAAAUAUUUUAGAUGAGAAAGUGUGUACUUAGUACUUUGUUUGCUUUGGAGUUACUGUUUUUUAAAAACAAAUUUUUAGUUGACCUGAAAUUUGGCACUUGAUCUUAAUACCUUGUUUGUUCCUAAGAAAACUAAGUCAGUUGAUUAAUUG